Messenger RNA from Pocillopora damicornis (cauliflower coral), 1552 nucleotides. RefSeq names its product melatonin receptor type 1A-like. Gene Ontology annotation, cellular component: membrane. Gene Ontology annotation, biological process: G protein-coupled receptor signaling pathway. Gene Ontology annotation, molecular function: neuropeptide Y receptor activity. Lineage: Eukaryota; Metazoa; Cnidaria; Anthozoa; Scleractinia; Pocilloporidae. The record is from RefSeq and is a predicted model, not a curated record.
ACGUUCCAAGAAAGAGCCGUAGAAAGGACUAAGACUGUUGAGAAAAGACCUCGAUACCUCAUACUUUCCUUGCUUCAUAUAUCAAGGGAAAAAAUAUCAAUUAAAAGGAUUUUAGCUCUUUGCUUCAGCAUUACAAUGGUAGAAAGCGAAGAACAAGAUUCGAGAGGGCUGCGAGCUGUCGUUCUACACACAGCUUUUUUUACCAUCAUGAUGGUCCUAUCUCUGGCUGGAAACGUCUUGAUUUGUCUGGCUUUCUACAGAAACAAGAGUCUACGAACUAUCACUAAUUUCUACGUUUUGUCCCUGGCGGUGGUAGAUCUCAUGGUGGCAGUUUUUGUGUUUCCCUCUGUGACCGCAGCUUCUGGUUUACGCAAAUGGCCCUUUAGUCACGAAUUUUGCCAGUUUACUGGUUUUCUUACAAAUUACUGGGUUUUUGUGUCCCUCAGUAUCUUGGCUCUUACAGCAAUUAAUCGAUAUGUUUGCGUUGUAAAACCACAACAUUACUCGUUCUUCUUCUCUAAAAAGAAAACUAUGAUUUCGAUUUGUUUCGUGUGGAUUUUCAUGUUUAUUUUCUAUCUCGUGUUCAUUGUUGCAUUGCAAGCUACUUUCGAAUGGCAGCCAAACGCCCUGCACUGCAGAGUGACCUUCCCCGAUGAAAAUACUACGAAGGUGGUCUACAUAGGUUUUGGAAUAUGCACUUCUCUAUCGAUGUUGUUCGUGUUAUUUGGUUAUUGCGGUGUCUACCGUGUCAUCUGGCGACACAAAAAUGCGGUCGUUCCUUUCAUACAUGAAGGAAACAACCAAGGCGUAUCACGAGCACAGGAAAUAAAAACCUCUCGGGUUCUUUUCGUCGCCGUAUUCGGAUUUUGUGUCUCUUGGAUGCCCGGGAUUGCCAUGAAGGCUGUCGAGUUUGGCUUGAAGAUAUCGGUUCCUUCCUACUUACAGUCGAUGCCCAUGCUGUUUUCUUGCAUCUCUGCUUGGAUCAACCCGAUAAUUUAUGGGGUUAUGAAUCGAGCGAUGCAAAGGGAGUUUGAAAACAUUUUGCUUCGUUGGAGAAGAAGAAAGAUCAGUGCAACUUCACAUUAUUCCAGCCUGCGCGCUAAAUCUAAAGUACGCGAAGUAACUGAACUGUAACCAUUCUGUUAAAAGAAAAAGAAACAACAGAUUUUGAGGUUUUCUUUUCGGCGAUUGCAAUAAGUCUACCUAGUGUGCAAUCACCCCUUGCGUCAGGCCAAUCACUACGGCCACAUUGAGACAGAGUUGGAGUUUGAUGGUCAUUCUAGAAAGGUUUCAUGAUAGUCGAGGUGAAACGUUCGGAACUACCCGUUGAAAAGGGGUGGUUCGACUAUAUAUCUUCCUGUUUCUUCAUUGGCACCUUAGCGCUUUGAAAACUCUGGACUUGGAGCUCCAAAACAUUAAAAGAGACAGUGAAAUCAGCCGAAAAUUGUAUGAUAUAUCUGCUCGUCUUGCAUGACCAGAUGAUAAAUGCUAAAUUUUUGAUUAGUCGUUUGUUUGAUGAGUCACCUUCAGUUGCACUGUGAAGCUUUCAAUU